Octopus bimaculoides (California two-spot octopus) is the source of this 927-nucleotide messenger RNA. RefSeq names its product DNA replication complex GINS protein PSF2. Gene Ontology annotation, biological process: double-strand break repair via break-induced replication; DNA replication. The record is from RefSeq and is a predicted model, not a curated record. Gene Ontology annotation, cellular component: GINS complex; nucleus. Lineage: Eukaryota; Metazoa; Mollusca; Cephalopoda; Octopoda; Octopodidae.
UUUUAUAUAUUUACUAAAUUUGUUUUCUGAAAGCCAUUAAAAUGUUAUAAUUUCGUAAAUUUACUGGCGACGGUAAAGCGUGUACGCACACCAUCCUUUUUCGGCUGUUGGGUUACGCCGAAAACGGGGUGGCGUGCAUAUUCUUUACCUUCGCCAACUUACUUAUGUGGGCCCUUUAUUGUCAUUACUAACGAUUGAUUUUAAAUCCAAUGUUGACAUAUUUUAUGAACUCAUGUCUUAAUGAAACAGUUUUGCUGCUUAUGUAAAUUCUAAGUAUUUAAAUAAUAAAUUCGACGGGAGAUAACUCUAAUGUGCUCCAGCAUGUUUAAUUGAGAAAACCCGCAAAAACAGCCCUGAGCAGGAGUCGGUGAACCGGGUUAAAUUACCCCUAGUGGGGUAAAAAUGAAAAUCUUGGAGGGCGAUUUUGGUCCUUUUGAAGCUGGAAUACCAACUUCGGUUCCUUUGUGGUUAGCAGUGAAUCUAAAACAGAGAUGCCGUGGUCGAAUUAUUCCUCCAGCAUGGAUGAAUAUAGAUGACCUUAAUUUGAAAAAACAAGAAGAGCUCGAGAGCAGACUCUUCACAAAAAUGCCAUCUCGAUAUUACAUUGAAAUAACACAACUUCUGCUCAAAAAUGCUCCUGAAGACAUCCCCAAAGCUGAUGAACUACGAACUCUUAUUAAAGACAUCUGGGACUUGCGCAAAGCAAAAUUACGAAGCAGUAUUGAUACUUUCAUCAAAAGUGAUGCCACACAUGCUAAGCUGAAUCAUUUGACUCCAAUGGAAAUAAAUACUAUCCGUGCUGUACUUACUGAGACCAUGAACCAUAUAAAUGUACUAAGAAAUAACAUUCAUACAAAAUAUACAGGAAAUUCACAAGAUAUAUGAACAUUUAAUAAUACUCAUUAAUAAAAUUACAAAUCAUCUCUC